GUUUAUAUUCAAUCGAAAUAAAGUGAAGUACUUUUUGCACUCCUUCCAAUCAUAAGGAAAAUAAAUAUUUUUUACAGUUCCCUACACGAGUGUGUGUCACCAAAAAUCAUGGAAUUAUCUAUAAAGGCGUUGACGAGUUUAACAUUUGUGUUAAUACUGUUCAUUGGGCAAACUUCAGCGGAAGGUCUACGUUUACCAGAUCAGUCGCCUGGUGCUAAUGCAAAAUCUAACGAGAAUCAAUCGCAACCUUCACAGCAAAUUUUCUUCACACCUCAGCAACAACAACAAUAUCAACAACAGUUUCAGCAGUCACCAGUCGAUCUGGGUGAAGCACGUGGCCGUUCUUCGAUUCUUAGCAUAUUUGGUUUGGGUCAGGACAAUGAUCCUUAUUUGGCACGAAGUAAUUCCAAUUGUUUGAGCGGCGACUUUUCGGAAUGUUUCAAAACGCAAGCCUUAAAUAGUUUCGAUGAGAUAUUCUAUCGCGAACAAUAUCCGUUAACCGAUUUUGCCCGUAUUGUGCGAAUGCCGGAAACCCAGCAGCGGUCAUUGCUGCGUGAACCUUUCGAGUAUUCAGAGGAGCCGCGUAGCGGAGACAGCGACUGGGACCAGAUGGUCAAGUAUGCUUUGCGGAGAGCAGAAAGAUUUAUUAAGUCCACCGCUUUGGAAGUAGAAGUGCCCGAAGAGUACACUGAAGCCGGCCGUUAUCAAGCCCGUUUCAUAGGCAGCGAUAUCGACAGUGAAUUGGAUAUUAUUGAAGACAAACAUGCUCCCAUUAUAAAACGUAAGAAGCUCAAGAAGAUGAUCAUACCGAUGCUGUUGAUCUUGAAAAUCUUCAAAUUGAAAUUAUUAUUAUUUUUACCCUUCAUAUUGGGUAUUGUUGGCUUGAAGAAAAUUCUUGGCUUGGCUGCUAUCGUCUUGCCUGGUCUCUUUGCUUAUUUCAAAUUGUGUCAUCCGGGAAGUGCAACGGGAGGGGGUAUAUUCUCUGGUUUAUUUGGCAAUAAGAAUACAUUUCCUGAAUAUUCUUCGCAAGGCGUGGGUUCGGCUACAUAUUAUCAUCAUCAUGAACAUUUUGAUCGCCCAUCUCACGAUCACCUUUAUCGACCGGAUCCGCAUUUUUCCAAGCCAUACCAUGAUUACUACAAAAAUGGUGCGUCCAGUAAUGCUGUUAGUUUCGGUGAUGCUGCCCAUGAAGCUGCCUACUCCGCCUAUUAUGGCCGAAGUUCUGAUAAAAAAAUCGAAAGUACGCAAAAGACCUAAGAGUUUUGCAUCUUGAGAAAAUUUCAUCUUCAUUUGUUCAAAUUCCCUGCCAUGCUUCACUUAAGCACGAAAAUUAGUUUUAAUUACUUGUAAAUAUUUAUUUAUUGUUUAAGAGACUCUCCUGAAUAGUUUUUUUAAGUUACUUCAUUGCAAUAUUGUGAAAUGUCCAUUCGAUUGGAAAGCAACAUAAAUUUUAAUGCAUUUGGAAUGAGUCUUUCGACUUGUCCGAAAUGUAUAUCUGAAUAAUAUAAGCGAAAUGAAAAGUUAAUGUGAUCUAUAGAAGAAACUUGGAUUGGAUCCAUUACAAUUUGCAAGCAAUGAAAAACUUAGGAAGGAUAUAAGAUCAGAGAAGUAAGCAAAAUAAUGAAAAGUGCUCAAGAAGCAAUUGUAAAGUAAAUCGACUUGUACUUUUUAUCUUCUUACCGCUCUUAAGGCGAACUUUUACGAUACUAAGGGAUUGGAUUAUUAGCGAAAGUAUAUGAAAAUUUUUCGAGCCUUUCUCAAAGUGCGUAGUUGCUAUUUAAUUGCUUUGUGUUUGCGGACAUGUAUGCUGACGAAUCCAUAGUAAAUUCAAACUUGCUUCCUGCAUGCAAACAAGAGUAUGCUCGCAAGGUUAUAUGUUUUCAUCAUUUAAGAAUUGUAUUAGUAGAUGAGGAAGGACUAAUAUUUAUAGACAGCCUGAUUUGGUGAGGUAUUUGUGCUAUAUUUUUACCGAAUAAGAAAAUGGGCAAUGAAGGGCGGAAAGUAUUCAUACAUUUGUCAGUGAAUGUUUUCUAUUUAUUUAUUUUUAUUGUUUCGUCAUAAAGCAACGGCUAUAUAAUCCAUUAUUUCCUCAUUUGAGGCUAUAUACAUAAAAUUGAUUAAUAUUAUGAUAUGACCAGAAAGUUAUUCGAAAAGAUCCUACGAGUUAAGAUUAUUUCAGACAUAGAUAUGUGCGUGUAUGCCUUGGGAUAAUAUAAGUGGCAGCUUUACGAAGGUUGGUGUAUUGCAUUCGCACAUAGGUGUUAUUUAUCGCCGCGAAAUUGCAAGUCUAUGUAACGACAGCUGUGAGUCUCAUUGCUUGUUUCGUUUGUUAUUCGUUCGAAUAACAAGUACAC
This is a messenger RNA of Glossina fuscipes, 2354 nucleotides long. RefSeq lists its product as uncharacterized. The record is from RefSeq and is a predicted model, not a curated record. The transcript is spliced from 5 exons. The coding region runs from base 109 to 1257 and encodes 382 amino acids. Lineage: Eukaryota; Metazoa; Arthropoda; Insecta; Diptera; Glossinidae.